Molecule: messenger RNA, 1002 nt
Organism: Symbiodinium sp. CCMP2592
Lineage: Eukaryota; Dinophyceae; Suessiales; Symbiodiniaceae
Source: the annotation of a GenBank genome assembly
AUGAUCACCAACGAUGCCUUGCUGGCUUCGGUGAAGCUGUUGGCCUCGGAUUUGGAUGGCACCCUUCUGGACCCACAUCACAAGCCAGCGGCUGGAACCUUCGAGGCCAUCGCAGAGUACCAAACAGCUGGGGGCGCUUUCGCUGUUUGCACGGGACGAGACCUGGGCUCGGCGCGAGGCGUGCUGAAGGGCCUGGACAUCGAUACCAUGCCCGGGGUUUACCUGAACGGCACGACCGUAAAAGGCAAGGGCGGUGAGAUGCUCCGCAAUUUGACGCUUCCGCCGGAGUUAUUGCAGCGCAUGGUGGACUGGGGCCGGGAGCACCGGGACAAGGCCUCAAUCCUUUUUGUGGAGGGCGAUGCCCACUAUGUCAUGGACCGCUCCGAGGAGUACGCGCUGUUUAUGCACAAGCACCUCCUGGACCCCGACCCUCUAGAAGUGAAGGGUGGCUGGGCAUGCCCGGAGAUCCCGACCAAGGUGAACAUGAUGCGUGUUAUCUGCAGCCCGGAGGACAUGGACACCAUCAAACCACAGGUGGCUGCAUGUGUCAAGGGCUUGGCCAACUAUGCACAGUCGCUGCCGACCACGAUUGACAUCAUGGCCCCCGGCACCAACAAGGCUGCUGGCCUCCACGUCCUCUUGGAGGCACUGCAGCUCAGCAUGGCCGAAGUCUGCGCCAUCGGCGACUCCGAGAACGAUCUGGAGAUGCUGCAAUCCGUCCGCGUGGCCUGCGCCAUGGGCAAUGCCGUGAAGAAGACCAAGGCAGUUUCCCACUUUGUGAUGCCCAAGAACUUCGACAACCCCGCAGGCGUUGUUUGUCUCGUGCGGUCGCUGACAAAAGCUCUCAACUCUGGGAGCAUGCAACCUCCUAAGCCGCAGCAGACCUUGAGAGUAGCCUGCUUCUGCUGUGGCUCCUGGGGCACGGGCGUCGCACGCCAAGUGGGACAGAGCCUGCUUCACCUACCUCGCUUCGAGGAGAGCAGCCUGCUUCGGAGAGCCUGA